UUCUACAUGUCCCUUUUUCUUACAAAAUUUACACUUAAUAGUACUAGUUUUAUUACUAGUUUUAUUACUAGUAUUACUAGUAUUAUUAGUGUUAUUAGUCUGCAUAGACAUUUCUAUAUCAUUGCUAUAGCUAGAAGAUUUAGAAUUACUAUUUCUAGUAUAACUAUUAUAGUUAUUACUAGUAGAACUAUUAUUAUAGUUCUUAGUAUUCUUUAAAGAUUUAAUUCUUCUAUAUUCAUCUAGUAACUGUGCUACUAUUUCUUCUAGAUCUAUAAUAGAAGUAGAUCUAAUAGAUUGUGUAAUAACAGUUACUAUAUACUCAAAAUCUUUAUUUAGAUUAUUAAGUAAUAGAGCAACAAUAAAUCUAUUAGGCAGACUAAUGCCUCUA
Molecule: messenger RNA, 388 nt
Organism: Boeremia exigua
Lineage: Eukaryota; Fungi; Ascomycota; Dothideomycetes; Pleosporales; Didymellaceae
Exons: 1
Coding region: 7-216 (69 amino acids)
Source: RefSeq, a predicted model, not a curated record